Dichomitus squalens LYAD-421 SS1 is the source of this 606-nucleotide messenger RNA. RefSeq lists its product as uncharacterized. The transcript is spliced from 5 exons. Gene Ontology annotation, biological process: rRNA processing. The record is from RefSeq and is a predicted model, not a curated record. Gene Ontology annotation, cellular component: nucleus. Bases 1 to 606 code for a protein of 201 amino acids. Gene Ontology annotation, molecular function: nucleic acid binding; 3'-5' exonuclease activity. NCBI's taxonomy places the organism in Eukaryota, Fungi, Basidiomycota, Agaricomycetes, Polyporales, Polyporaceae.
AUGGCUCACAACAGAUUCCCCAUUCCUCCACCCGAGAAGUACCUCGCUCUGUCCACCACCAGCGUGGGCUGUGGUCCUGGAGGGGGCACCCCAAUGAUCGCACGAGUUGCUAUCGUGGACUACAGAGGACAUGAUGUCUUCUCCACCUACGUCCUCCCGACGAACCCUGUGACCGAUUACCGCACGAGUACCACAGGCAUCCAGCCGGAGGACCUCCAGCCCGGUGGGUGGUCUGCACUGCCGUGGAAAGAGGUACAGGCAAGGGUAGCCCAGUUAAUCAGAGACAAGAUCAUCGUAGGCCACACGCUAUGGCAAGAUUUGUCAGUUCUCGGCAUCCGCCAUCCAGCAGUGGCCACGCGGGACGUUGCCUUGUAUCAGCCUUUCCGCAAUGCUCUCCGUUCGACCAAUCAUGUCAUCGGUCUCCCAACCCUUAUGUGGCAGCUUAUGCGCCGCAGAGUCCAAGAAACUCACGUAUGCCCGCUGGAGAAUGCCCGCGCCGCGCUAGAUCUGUACCGCUCUCACUCCGAAGAGUGGGAAGCCACGAUCGCCAAAGGACAGUGGCCGUCCUUCCUCCCCCCGAGCACCUUUUCCCGAUGCUAUCAGUGA